AUGGACGACGGCGGCGCCACCGCUGCAGGCUCGUUGUUGCCGAGGGAUGCCAUCUUCGACAUCCUCACCUGGGCGCCGUUCAAGUCCGUGUGCCGCUUCCGUUGCGUGUCCAAGGAUUGGCUUGCCCUCAUCUCCGGCCUGGCCUUCAUCGCCCAGCACAGGUCACGCUCGGGGUCGCUCCUCGUCGGCAGCUACUGCAUCCCCUACGACGGCGGCCUGCGGGUCAUGGACGUGGAGGGCAACGUCUUGAGGACGAUCAAAGGCUUAGGCGCCUUCCCUUCCGUCGCCUCGAGUGUCGGCAACCUAGUCAGCGUCCACUGCACCGAAGCCCCCGGCGUCCGCUUGGUCGAUGUCACCACCGGUAAGGUGCUCCUGACCAGCCCAACAUUGGGAAGCAGCAAGCUCCAUGCCGUCAGCCUUGGCCGCGCCGCCGUCUCCAACUCGUGCAAAGCCAUCCGCAUAACCGAAAGCUUCUCGUACAAUGGUGAAUAUGGUGUUGUUCAAUCCCAGCAGACAUGCGAGGUUCUCACGUUAGGGCAUGACGAUAGUGAGUGGAGGCAGGCACCAUCGCCCCCAGCCCUUGUCCGCAUGCACAAUUUCAUAGGCUCCACUGCCGCUGUCAAUGGUGCCAUGCACUUCCUCUCUCAGCAAGAGCCUGUAGGCAACAGUGUUCUUUGUUUCGACCUCGAGAGCGAAGAGUGGGGGAAGACAAUCGAAGGCCCAUUGAAAGAAGACACUGAGCUAUGGGGCCAGACCGGGCUAAUCCACAUAACACAGCUCAAGGAUACCCUGUGCAUGAUCCAGACGGAGAAACACAAGGCUGAACAGCGCACCAACAUAUGGCUCCUAGUUGAUGCGGACAAUAGCGUAUGGAUGAAGGCGUAUGCGAUUCCGAUGCCCAUGUCUGUUGAUAUGGUCCAACCAUUGAUGAUAAUGGCGGAUGGUGUAAAAUUGCUGACAGACUACCAUACUAGACGCUCGUUGGUUCCUGUGUUGCGAGUGUACGAUCCCUCUACCGGGAUAUUCACGGAUGCGGUCAAGCUGCCGGAAAACACCUUUGGCAGAGUCUGUCUUUGUGACUUGCACUUGCAUUGCUUUGGUGCCGGCAAGAUCUAA
Molecule: messenger RNA, 1116 nt
Organism: Aegilops tauschii subsp. strangulata
Lineage: Eukaryota; Viridiplantae; Streptophyta; Magnoliopsida; Poales; Poaceae
Product: F-box/kelch-repeat protein At4g19930-like
Molecular function (GO): protein binding
Source: RefSeq, a predicted model, not a curated record